AUGGCGCCCCCAACAACAAACCAGACCAUUCUGGUUUCUGAAUCUGAUAACGAGAAAGGAAUUAUUAGUGACACGGCUGAAGCAACCCACCAUGAGAGCAAUAUUCAUGCUGCGGCUGAGAGUGGUUUCGUAGCCACUGACAGAUACGGUGUAUCCCUUGUCCAGUUUGACAAAGCCGCCGAAAGGCGACUGACAUGGAAGAUUGAUUUGAUGGUCAUCCCAACCGUUGCGCUCAUCUACCUCUUUUGCUUUAUUGAUCGUGCGAACAUCGGAACCUACGACUAUAACCAGCUGCUUUCCAUCUUCUACAUCAGCUACAUUCUUUUCGAAAUCCCGUCUAAUAUUGUCUGCAAAUGGAUGGGGCCCGGUUGGUUCCUCCCCAUCUUGGCCCUUGGCUUCGGAAUUGCGUCGAUUGGGACGGCGUUCGUGAAUGAUCUCCCUCAGGCUUGUGGUGUUCGGUUCGUCUUGGGGAUUUUCGAAAGUGGGAUGAUGCCAGGCACCUCGUACUAUCUUUCAAGGUGGUACAGGCGUUCGGAACUCGCAUUCCGCCUCUCCCUGUAUGUCGUCAUGGUCCCCUUAGCUGGAGCCUUUGGAGGUUUCUUAGCGUCGGCGAUCUUGCGACUACCAAAGUUUGGCAGCCUGACAGAAUGGCGCAUGAUUUUUGCCAUCGAGGGCAUCAUAACCAUUGGCAUCGCUCUUAUCGCAUUUAUUACCAUCACGGAUAGACCCGAGACAGCUCGCUGGUUAACCCAAGAGGAGAAGGACCUUGCCAUUGCCCGUGUGAAGUCGGAGCGUGUCGCGCAGACUGCUCUCUUGGACAAGUAUGACAACAAAAAGGCCUGGCUGGGCAUCUGGAACCCCGUUGUCCUUGCGACCUCUUGGCUUUUCCUUCUCUGCAACAUUACAGUGCAGGGCUUAGCAUUUUUCUUGCCUACCAUUGUCUCAACCAUUUACCCGACGCAUACUGUUGUCCAGAAACAACUAGCCACGGUUCCGCCUUAUAUCGUCGGCGCAUUCUUCACCCUCCUUCUCCCAGCCCUGAGCUGGAUCACCGACAAGCGGCAAAUCUGGAUGAUCCUCUCUGCUCCUAUGGUUAUGAGUGGCUUUCUCAUGUUCUUGGCGUCUACGGAUGGAAAAGUACGAUACGCUGCUACGUUCCUUAUUGCGUCUAGCACAUUCGCCAUGGGCCCCUUGACGAAUGCCCAGGUCUCUGCACAAGUCAUCUCGGAUACCUCACGAAGCAUGUCCUUGGCCACUAAUAUGAUGUUUGGAAAUGUUGGUGGACUAAUUUCUACUUGGUCCUAUAUCAAAUGGGACGCUCCUGACUAUAAAAUUGGCAACGGGCUUAAUCUUGGGGCAGCAAGCGGUAUUCUGGUUUGUGGCAUACUCACAUCAUUAUGGAUGAACUGGGAUAACCGAAGGCGAGAGAAGAGAGAUGUCGACCAGGAGUUAAGCGGUCUGUCUCAAGCCGAGAUAGAAAAUCUGGAGUGGAAACACCCAGCUUGGCGUUGGGCACCUUGA
Scedosporium apiospermum is the source of this 1521-nucleotide messenger RNA. RefSeq lists its product as uncharacterized. Gene Ontology annotation, molecular function: transmembrane transporter activity. The record is from RefSeq and is a predicted model, not a curated record. Gene Ontology annotation, cellular component: membrane. Lineage: Eukaryota; Fungi; Ascomycota; Sordariomycetes; Microascales; Microascaceae. The transcript is spliced from 4 exons. Gene Ontology annotation, biological process: transmembrane transport. The coding region runs from base 1 to 1521 and encodes 506 amino acids.